GCCCCGGGAGAUUAACAACCGAGAAGAAAAAUCAAAGUAAUUGGGACCAAAAGUCAUAAAAUUCACCCACUCCUCCUCCUUGAGCACUUCUGUGUUCCUCAUUCAUGGCUUCCUCUGCAACUUUUCUUCUUUCUCCAUCUUCAAACCUUUUCUACAAACCUCGCCUAUACUCUACAUCUCAAACUCUCUUGUUUAGAAAAACCAUAUCAAUAAAGGCUUCAACUACUUCUUUAGAGUCUUCUUCAAAUAUCUCUGUUGUUGAUAAACCCUUGAACCCAUCAAAGAUUGGUAAUUGGAAAUGGAAACAUCAAGAUGAGUCGGUGAAUAUAUACUAUGAAGAACAUAAGAAUGAGAAUGAGAAUAAACCAUGUAAGAAUAUACUUAUGAUACCCACAAUAUCUGAUGUUAGUACUGUUGAAGAAUGGAGAGUAGUAGCUAAAGAUAUUGUUCAAAGAGAUGCUAGUAAUGUUAAUUGGAAAGCUACUAUUGUUGAUUGGCCUGGUAUGGGUUUUUCGGAUAGACCCAAAAUUGAUUAUAAUGCCGAUGUGAUGGAGAAUUUCUUGGUUCAGUUUAUGAAUUCAUCGGAUAGCCCCUUACAACACUCAGAUGAUGAGCUAGUAAUUUUUGGAGGAGGUCAUGCGGCUACAUUAGCACUUAGGGCAGUUAAAAAGGGGUUAGUGAAGACAUCAGCUAUUGCUGCUGUUGCACCAACUUGGGCUGGACCUCUUCCUAUAGUCUUCGGUCGAGAUUCCAACAUGGAAUCGAGAUAUGGGAUGUUGAGAGGAACACUAAGGGCUCCAGCUGUUGGAUGGAUGAUGUACAAUAUGCUCGUUAGCAAUGAGAAAUCCAUCCAAUCCCAGUAUAAAUCUCAUGUAUAUGCAAAUGCCGAAAACGUUACUCCUGAGAUCAUCGAGAGUAGAUAUGCCCUGACGAAGCGCAAAGGUGCAAGGUAUGCUCCAGCUGCUUUCUUGACAGGUCUUUUAGAUCCUGUAAAGUCUCGCGAGGAAUUCCUCGAACUAUUCACAGGCUUAGAAGGGAAGACACCUACUUUAGUGAUUUCAACAUCAGGCUCACCAAAGCGGUCAAAAGCAGAAAUGGAUGCUCUCAGGGGAGCAAAAGGUGUUAGUAAGUUUUUGGAGUUGCCUGGGGCUCUUCUUCCACAAGAAGAAUAUCCUGCUGUUGUUGCUGAAGAACUUUACGCAUUCCUGCAAGAUCAUUUUGAGCCCAUGCAAAGUUAAGUUCCUCCUUUAUUUAUUUAUUUUCCUUCAAUAUGAAUCGAAAUACGGAUACCAAAAAACACUGUAAAUUCUGAUAAAAAGCACUCUAUAAGUUUUGUUAUAUACAAGGGUUGGUGCUGGAAAAUCUGUACCAGUUGAAGCACAGUGUAAUGUCUUAGUACUAAAUAAUAGUAGGUCUUGGUUGCAUCGACCAGCAUCUAUUCGAACUUUUGAAGUCACUCGUGCCAAAAAAAACAACAAAACACUCGAACUCUUUGAAUUUGUGUAACCAGUUCAUCUGAUCUGUUAUAUGAUUUGAAGUUUUUAGAUCAUUCUAAGAAAUUGUAUA
Messenger RNA from Papaver somniferum (opium poppy), 1566 nucleotides. RefSeq lists its product as uncharacterized. Lineage: Eukaryota; Viridiplantae; Streptophyta; Magnoliopsida; Ranunculales; Papaveraceae. The record is from RefSeq and is a predicted model, not a curated record. Bases 105 to 1238 code for a protein of 377 amino acids. The transcript has 4 exons. Gene Ontology annotation, cellular component: chloroplast.